This is a messenger RNA of Apus apus (common swift), 11137 nucleotides long. RefSeq names its product glutamine rich 1 (gene QRICH1). NCBI's taxonomy places the organism in Eukaryota, Metazoa, Chordata, Aves, Apodiformes, Apodidae. The record is from RefSeq and is a predicted model, not a curated record. The coding region runs from base 3902 to 6223 and encodes 773 amino acids. The transcript has 10 exons.
GGCAGCGCGCGCCGGAAGGCCCGGCCUGCGCCUCCGCGCGGCCCCUCGCGGCCGCCGUCCCGGCCGCGCCGCCAGCUCGGCUCCCGCGGCGGGGGGGGGCGGUGGCGCCGCGGGGCCCGGGCCCGGGCAGCCCGCCGGGGAACAAAGGCGGCGGGAAGCGGCCCGGGCCGCGCCAGGCUGCCUGCGGGCGGGGCCGGCCCUGCCGCGGGAGCAGGCCCCGCGCUGGAGCGGGAGAGCGGCCGAGCCGCGGCCGGUGAUCUCAAGGGCUAAACACGGAGCGUGGCCUCGUCUGGUCCCGGUGGCGGCCGAACGUUACAAGUCUAAGAGCUCAGGACAAGAGCAGCAGAAAUACAUGCAACAUGGUGACUGGUGAGUCCAGAUUGUCCACAUGCUGCAAGUUGUGUGUGUGUUUUCAGUAACCUCAGUCUUAAGUUUUAUGAACUAACCGUAUGUGCUCAUGAUCCUCGAAGAGUUUCUUGAACUUAUUUCCUGGGAAAAAACGCAGUUAUGCUGAAUAGGGAGGAAUUGUUUCCCUUUAUCAAAGGAGGCUUGUUGCCUGGAUGCUCUUGUCAUUUUAAAAUGCAGUACUAAAAAUGUGCUGCUGAGAUCUAGUGAGGAUGGGUGUUUGCUGUUCCUAAUGUGUGUCUACAGGAGAAACGGAAUGCCUACAUUUAGUAUGUUUUAAAAGCUUAACAGUGAAAGUGGUGACUGCUGCAGCAAGCUGUGUGUGUUGCUCUGCAAUAGCCUAUCAAAUGCACACUUGGGCCUUAAAGAGGUUUUCUGUCAUAAAUUCAGGUGGGUUUAGUUUUAACAACAUUUCUGGGAGUACAGAUUUACUUUCCUGUACCUUUAUCAAGACCUGGUCCCGCUGCUGCUGCUGCAUAGGGUUCCAUGAAUUGCAGUUUUGGGGACUUCAAUGCUUUUUGUUAAAUAACCCCCAAGCAGCCUUCAAACUGACAGGAAUGACUCUGGGAGAAGCUUAGUCCAGACUGCAGUGUUACCUGCAUGGUGUCUUUAGCUCCUGUCUGAUUGCUAGAGUUGAAGAGCUGUAGAGGAAACUAAGGGAAGAUCCUGCUGCUGUUCCAGAGCAGGAGCAAACUCUGUGUGCCUCAGUGGGGUUCUGAGCUGUGGGUGGGACUCUAGGUGCUGCAGUGGCUCAGAUUGAGUGUUUCACUCUUCUGGGCAUUAGUGGUUCUCAGAGUGGUAAUUUCAAACAAACAUAAAGGAAUAUUUUUUCAUGCUAGAAGAGAGGAAAAGAGAGCCCUUUCGCUUGUGACAGGGGAGGACUCAGUAGUAGGGGAAGACUGGCUUAUAGUAGGCUCUUGGUUUUGAUGCUUGCUAAAAGGCACAGGGUCGAAGAUUUGUAUCUAAGGAAUUUAUGCUCUGUUUGUUCUGCUUCCUGGUGGUUGGAAGAGGUAGGUGACAAUUUGGUGGUGGACCUCUUCUUGAUCUUUGGGCCUGUUGCUUGUGCGUCUGGGUUUCUGGUGGCUUCUGGUGUCUGCUGCACAGAGCACAAUGGACCUGUGAGCUGCUCUUGACAAGGGUUGAAGUUCCAAAAGGAAAAGUGAGGGCUGAUGGAUAGCUGCAGUGGAAAACAGUGACCCUGCUGACCUCCCCACUCUCUCCCCCGACAAUAUUAACAGAGGUGAAUAGCUGUUCCCUGAGCCAUUCCAGCAUAAUAAGCAUCAAUGCAGGAGCAAGGAAGAAGGCAGGACCUUUGCUGAGAGGUGAGCCCCUCCUAUUCAGCAGCAGCUCACUCUCAAAGACCAUCUGUGGUGUUGAUGUCUGGGUUCCCAGCAUGGCAUCCUGGAGACAUAUUCCUCAGAAGUGUUUUCUCUCUGAAAGCUGUGUCUGCUAGCACACCUCAAAAUGUCCAUGCUAAAUGAUUUGGCUUUCCUAAAAGCCUCACUGUAGUAUCAAUGUAAUAUCUUUGCAAAUUCCAAGUAAAAUAUUGGGACAAGUUACCAGCUCAAAAUCUGUUUUCCAGCUUCCAGGUAUGUAACGGAGCCUCUUGCAAUUAAGAUGCAAAUGCAUUCAGGUGUGCCUGGUGCAGGUCCUGUCUGAGCCAUUGAGGAUGCGUUAACCAGGUUGUUCUCUAUUGGUUACAGUAGAGUAUUCCUUGGUGGCUCCUGGAGGUAACAUCACUCAGCAACUAAGUGAGUAGUCUUACUGGCUUUAUGACACAGAGUUGGCUUGAAAAUGUGUCCCAUCAGAAUUUCUGAAAGGCAGAAAAAUGUUUUUUCUGUCCACCUGUGGGCUGUUUGUGAGCUUCUGUUAGCUGAUUUUUACAGAGGUGUUGGAUUGACUACAAGAAUACUGUUAGGUGAUACUUUUUACUAAACUUUGAUGCAUGUUUGAAGAGUAUUUUCUGUAGUAAUCUCAUACAGCAGCAAAUGUUGCUUAAUAACUCCAGAAACUAUAGACACAGCAUGAGUUGCCUCAGGGGUGUUCCUCUUACCUUUGACAUUCGUUCUUUCUCCUGUGAGCCUGGUCCAAUGCACUAGCCAUGAACCUCCUCCAUGUAAACAGACACUUCUGUGUGUUCAGACUGCUGUCACGCAACAGUAAAGAGUGGUUAGAAUUUGCUCUAGCUCCCAUUGGGUUUGGUGGGAAUUGGAGCUGGACUUGUGGAAUACACUGAGAGCCUAGAACUAACUCCCAUUUUCACACAGACUGUUGCAGUUUUAUGUUCAACCACGUAUUUCUGUCUUGGUUCUACUUUGUGAAAUCAUGGUAAAAUGAUAUAAAAGGUUCUGCUUUUUACCUGUUCUCUUUAGACCUACAGCCAAAAUGUACAUAUAAUGAUGAUUGUCCCUUUUUCCUCUUUUCCACAGCUUGAUCUGGUAGUAUUGAAUCACCUCUUCUAGUCCUAAUCUCGUGCUGUUUCAUAUCUUUUCACAACUGUCUCAGUAUCUGGUAGUGUUAUAGCUCAGAUCUCUUUAUCAAGACUAAUUAGUGCCUUAGAAACAACCAGUAUGCUCACUGCAGAAACAAUUUGUGGGUUUAAACAAGAUAAGUCAAUAAAAGAAUGCUGUCAGAGUAUACCCUAGAGCAGUCUAAUGUUCUCAGGUAGAGUCAUCUUUUUUUGUUGUGUUGUGUUGUUUUUUUUUCCUUGCUCUCACUUCCUCCCUGAUCAUCUGAUUUCUUUUUCUGUCUAUCUUUUGUCUUCAUACACGGCAUGUUUCACGUUAACCUAGUCCUAUAGUAAAAGGACAUCAAGAACUGAUGCUGCUGUUGCCUUUGUAAUCUCCAGAGCUCUGCUUCUCAAUGUGUGCAGUUCCCUGUCUGAGGAAUCUCUUUAUUUCAGCACUCUCCUUUUGCUUGCUCUGUGCAGAUCAAUAAGGCUGUCCUCAUCCUAAUAGCAGUGGGCUGAAUGCUGCAUCUGAUGCUCUUCCGUUGUGCUUCCCAUUAGCUGCCUAGAAUAGAACUGCAUGGCCUGGUAGAACAUACUGCUCAGUUCUCCCACCUCUCUGGCUGCAAAGCAGGGUCACAGAUACUGAUUUCUAAGCUUUUCUCACUAAAGUUGCAUGCUGCAAACCAACAAAAUGUGUGACUUGACUUUGUUUGUUACGGGAUUCGCCUGGUCUGGGUGAAAUACAACACUAGAAGAUCUUACAUGGCAGUGAGCUCUUUGAAUAGUACCACAGUUACACCUGGUUAUCGUUCAGACUUCCCUGAGCUGCUGAGGGUUAAUCUGAGAAGGGGGUAAUAAGUAGCACAAGAUGCCUCAUAAACUAAAGCAUCUGUGUCAGGCAUCUGGCUGUGCAUGUCUGCUAGUUUUCAUACUGUACUCAGUAUGAAAUACUAGUUACUGGAGUUGGGAAUAUCCUUGCAUCAAAGGAGUACUGUAGUUAAGACUUUACCUUUCUCUUUUCUUAAGGAACCCUAAGGACCUUGCAAUAUGAAUAAUUCUCUGGAGAACACCAUUUCCUUUGAAGAAUACAUCCGUGUGAAGGCGCGAACGAUCCCCCAGCACAGGAUGAAGGAAUUUCUGGACUCCCUUGCUUCCAAGGGGCCGGAAGCUCUGCAGGAGUUUCAGCAGACAGCCACCACCACGAUGGUGUAUCAGCAGGGUGGCAACUGCAUUUACACGGACAGCACAGAGGUGGCUGGCUCUUUGCUUGAACUUGCUUGUCCUGUGACAACCAGUGUCCAGCAGCAAACUCAGCCAGAGCAGCAAAUACAGGUUCAGCAACCCCAGCAAGUCCAGGUUCAGGUCCAGGUCCAGCAGUCACCGCAGCAAGUCUCUGCCCAACAGCUCUCUCCACAGCUGACUGUCCAUCAGUCUUCAGAGCAACCGAUACAGGUCCAAGUGCAGAUCCAAGGCCAGGCGCAGCAGCAGGCAUCCCAGACAAUACAGAGUCAGUCUCUUCAGAGCCCCAGCCCAUCUCAGCUGCAGGCAGCUCAAAUCCAAGUGCAGCAUGUGCAGACUGCCCAGCAGAUCCAGGCUGCGGAGAUACAAGAGGAACACAUACAACACCAGCAGAUCCAGGCCCAGCUUGUGGCAGGACAGGCCAUUACUGGCGGCCAGCAGAUACAGAUCCAAACAGUUGGAGCACUGUCGCCUCCACCUUCUCAGCAAGGCUCUCCACGAGAGGGAGAGCGGCGGAUCAGCACGGCUAGUGUCCUUCAGCCAGUGAAGAAACGUAAAGUGGAUAUGCCAAUUACUGUAUCAUAUGCUAUUUCAGGGCAGCCAGUUGCCACCGUGCUGGCCAUACCUCAGGGCCAGCAGCAAAGUUAUGUCUCUCUAAGGCCAGACUUGUUAACAGUGGACAGUGCCCAUCUGUACAGUGCCACUGGGACCAUUACUAGCCCCACUGGAGAGACUUGGACCAUCCCUGUUUACUCCGCUCAGCCACGUGGUGACCUUCAGCAGCAAAACAUCACCCACAUUGCCAUCCCUCAGGAGGCCUACAAUGCCGUCCAUGUCAGUGGCUCACCAACAACCCUGGCUACCGUGAAGCUGGAAGACGACAAGGAUAAGAUGGUGGGAAGUACUUCAGUAGUGAAGAACUCUCACGAGGAAGUGGUGCAGACUCUUGCUAAUUCUCUCUUUCCAGCGCAGUUUAUGAAUGGCAACAUCCACAUUCCAGUGGCAGUGCAGGCUGUGGCAGGGACGUACCAGAAUACGGCACAGACGGUGCACAUAUGGGACCCGCAGCAGCAACAGCAGCAGCCCACCCCCCAGGAGCAGGGGCAGCAGCAGCAACAACUACAAGUCACUUGCUCAGCUCAAACUGUUCAGGUUGCUGAAGUGGAACCACAGCCACAGCCACAGACUUCACCUGAACUUCUACUUCCAAACUCUCUGAAGCCAGAAGAAGGCCUUGAAGUGUGGAAAAGCUGGGCACAGACCAAGAAUGCAGAGCUAGAAAAAGAAGCCCAAAAUAGGCUAGCACCUAUUGGAAGGCGUCAGCUGCUGAGGUUCCAGGAAGAUCUCAUCUCUUCAGCUGUGGCUGAGCUGAAUUAUGGUCUAUGCUUAAUGACACGAGAAGCUCGAAAUGGUGAUGGUGAACCCUAUGAUCCAGACGUGCUCUACUAUAUUUUCCUGUGCAUUCAGAAGUAUCUCUUUGAAAAUGGCCGAGUAGAUGACAUCUUCUCAGACCUCUACUACAUUCGGUUCACUGAAUGGCUGCAUGAAGUCCUCAAGGACGUACAGCCCCGUGUUUCCCCUCUUGGUUAUGUCCUCUCCAGUCAUGUAACAGAAGAGAUGCUGUGGGAGUGUAAGCAGCUUGGAGCUCACUCCCCUUCCACCUUGCUCACUACACUGAUGUUUUUUAAUACAAAAUACUUCCAGUUGAAAACAGUAGACCAGCACAUGAAGCUGGCCUUCUCCAAGGUGUUGAGGCAGACCAAGAAGAACCCUUCUAAUCCCAAGGAUAAAAGCACGAGUAUCCGCUAUCUGAAGGCUCCUGGUGCACACCAGACAGGACAGAAAGUUACAGAUGACAUGUAUGCAGAGCAGACUGAGAAUCCAGAGAACCCCCUGAGGUGUCCCAUAAAGCUGUAUGACUUCUACCUCUUCAAAUGCCCCCAGAGUGUGAAAGGCCGGAAUGACACGUUUUACUUGACACCGGAGCCGGUGGUGGCCCCCAACAGCCCUAUCUGGUAUUCCAUCCAGCCGAUCAGCAGAGAGCAGAUGGAGCAGAUGCUCACCCGGAUCCUGGUGAUACGAGAGAUUCAGGAAGCUCUUGCCGUGGCUAAUGCCAGCACCAUGCACUAAGGCAUCCUUCUUGGCUCAGAAAGGGUGGGGAGGGGUGAUGGGGGAGGGACAAGCAAAGAUAAAUUGUACAGACUUUUACACUAAAGGAGAUGCCUAAGUUUUUGGUUUGGUUUUUUUUUUUUAUUGGUGUAGUUAUGAAGCCCUUUUAGGCUUCUUCUCUUUAAAAGAAUCUAAAGGAAAACCUACCCAUUGUGUAUCCUACCCAACACGCCAAACUGUUGGAACCAUUGGAGGCUGCAUAUCCCCUGCAAGCUGGGAGCUGUGGAAAGCUGCUGGUUGACUCUGGUUUGUUUUUUUUAUGAUGUAGAAAACAUGAACUACAGGAUUGGCCUGGAUGGCUGGGGCCUCUGUCUCCUUGGAGCACGUGCAGCCUAGAGGGCACAGAAUGAUGGAUGGACCUGCUCAGCCAGUGGAGGAGAGGCAGGCAUCUUCUUUUCUUGUGCUUGGACAUUAAUUUGCUGUUAUCUUGGAAGGAACCGGAGAGAGUGAACUGCAGUUGUGAUUUAUAAAAAAACAAAACAAAACCACAAACCAACAAUUUCUAUUCAGACCUUUAAGUGACAUUUUUAGAUGUUAAAAGUACAAACUUUACCACACUUCUUUUUUUUUUUUUUUUUUUUGGCCUAACGUUGAGGCCUUAAACCUUGAGGCUCCUGUGCCUGAUGGAAUUCUUGUAACAUACACUUGUGUAUCAUAUAAAGAUACCACCCUGUUUCUCUUAUGUAUUCUUACUCUAGUUGUUUAUUAAGAAUGACGAGCACGUCUUUUCAACAUGCCAUUGAACAAUGUGUCUUUAUUUGGGGAAGAGUGAGCUGUGAGGGUGGGGAGGGUCAUGAUACAAAGAUCAGUAUGCAAACCAGUUGUUUUCAUCCCUGUUUGUGCGUUCCAGCUUGACUCCGCUGGACUUCUUUCACCCCUACACAUUAGGAAGGUAGAAGGGGAUUAACUUCUGUUGAAGGAUCGGAAUGUCUGCUUGCUGAUGGAAGCUCAGUGUCAGGCUAGGAACAUGGGAUCUGUGAGACCAGAUCAGACUGUCUUAAUGUUCUGUAGCCAGCCUGUGAGGCUUCACCCCUAGGCAAGUCCUCCUCUCCCCACUUUCACCAACGCAUCACACCAACGGCAUGAUGGAGGGGUGCUGGAGAGAAAAGGCCUUCCAGGAGCAGCACAUGGCUUACUCCUGCCAUUUAACAGCCUUUUCACAGUUUUUAACACAGCUCUGUAGCUUCUGCCAUCGUUCAUGAUCAUAAGCCCCAGCCCUGUAGCCUUGCCUUGCUGCAUCUUGAAUGGUUGCUGUAUUUUGUAUGGUUAGCAGUAGUCAGCUCUUUUGAAGUCAGUGGGUAGCCAACCGUGCUUGAAAUGGGAGAUCAACAGCCAGGCUUGUUUGUGUCACCAGCUUCUUGGAUGAAGAGAGAUGACUCUGUUCCUUGAGCUUGUCUUCCCUGCUUCACCAUCUCAAGUCCCUUCCCUAUUCCAAAAUACAUAGAGAUACAUUGAAAUAUAUAUUACAGUAAAAGAACUUAAACUUGUGUACAGGCAAGCAAAUCUGCUGAAGCUUCUGUUGACCAGCACCUGUCUGUAUUGAGAAGGAAGGUGUGCCCUCUCUGUUGGUUGUGCACAGUGCAAAUGGUGAGAGCAGGCAUCAUGUUCCCUGCCUUGGUGCUCUGAUCAGUGUUGAGGUGUGUGGGCUUAGAGAGACUUCAGGUCGCUGAUGCUUCAUGUUGGUGUUCAUGAGGAAGCAGAUGUGCUUGAGGUGAUUGUCAGUAGGAGUUUGUUCCCUGUAUAGGACUCUGUGCUUGAAAAGGUGCUUAGAGGUGAGGUUGUUCUCUAAUACCUGCACUCUGAAGUAGGCUCCUAGCUCAGUGUCUGCCCUCAGUUACACUAGGGGUAAACAGGCCAGGAUUGGUGCCCAGAUCCCAGUGGGUGAGUUGGGAAUAUGGUGCCUGGGUGGUAUGUAGUGCUGGCAACAUGCACCCUUAGCUCAACCCUUGGGACCCAGCUGUUGCCCCUGGUGGGGAGGUUGUUGGGAUCACCAGUACCACUGCAGCUGUCCACAGCCUGGGAUCACUCUGCCAUAUCUUAGUGAGUGAAAUGUCUAUUUCUGGCCAUAAUUGAAGUAUUUAAGGAUAUGGUAUGGGGCAGCUCCCACCGCUCCAAGCAGUUGAGUGUGCUUGUUGCUUGGGAUGCCUGAGAGGCCUGCACAGGGUGGAUUUCCCAUUCUUUGGGGCAAUUUGUCCUGUCUUCUGAACUAAGUUGCAAAAAUGUGAGAGAAACUGUAGACACCUGUGCUAGAGUCCCAGUGCUCUGGAGCACUGCAUGGGAAUCUGGCUUCCAGGCUGCCUCUGCACCUCAGCAUAUGCCUGCUACUUUGUUUGCCUCCAUCUGAAGUGCAGUGAGUGUUGAAUUCAUCUGCCAGAUCCCCAGUGUACACAUCACCUCAUUAGGUGGCUCUGGGAGCCACCUCCUACUCUAAAAAUUGCCAGAAGCUGCAAUAACUUGACAGAAUAUUAGGGCAGUUCCAGGUGAGGGGUGAACAGCUGCUUCACCUGAGCUUUCUGGGGAAACAGAAUUCCAUGUUACCUUAAAACUCUAGAUGGUGCGCUUCCCUUACUACCCUCAACUGAAGGAUGAUCUAAACUCUUUGCAGAGGAAGAGUUCUCCUUAAUCUUGGACUGUACCACUUCAGAGUGGGGGAACCUGGCACGCAGUGAGCUAUAGAGAUCUCCUGAUGAUUGGUUCUGUCCUGACAGACUGAAGUGUUUCCAUGAUUUUCUCAUUGUUUGGAUGUACAUAGGAGAGGGAUUUGCUGACACAGAAGUGGACUGCUGUACUGUUCUGUACUGUCUCAUCACAGUGUCCACAGUGUUAACUCCAUUCCCUAUUUUUAGAGACAAUCGAUAUACUGUGAUUUAAGGAUUCUGUUUCUGGACCUGGCUUCUAGUCUGGCUCUCUGGAGCUAGUUUUAAAAGGUACAGUAUUUCUUGAGCAUAAGUACUGUGUUCUUUGAUAGUGAAGAACACGAUCUGCUCCCUUUUAGGGGCUCAUAGGAAGACAUGUGCAUGGAUUAGCACAGAAGAGUGCUGUGGCUUAGGGUUGCUAUCCAAGUUCUGGGAAGCGUUCCCAGUCCAACAUGAUGUAAAAUAGCUUUUUAACACUUUCCUAUAACUAGCUUGACUGCAGCUUAAAGGGCAUUUCCCCUCAGCUCUGAGAGUGCCAAACUGCUGGUGGCUCUUGUGCUCCUGUGUCUGUCAAUGAGAACUCUCCCUGCCCUGUGCCUUGUGUGAGGCAGGCUGGAAAUGCAUCUGUCUCUACAUAAAAAAAAGCUGGGAAAAGUCAAGCUAGAGACCCUGCAUUGUUGGUUUCAAAUUGUGCCCAUCUUGUCUCUGUGGUGUGAAAGGAACCAUAGAAAGCAGAGCCUGACUGACUACUCUAAGGGACCUCCCAUUCUGACUUGAAACUCGUGUCUUGUCCUAUCUCUUGAUGCCAAGAUGUUGCUUUCCUAAGGAAACUUGUAGCAUCUUAAGACACUUGCCCAUGGCACGGUGAGAUUUUUGUUUACUUUCAAGAGUUGAAGCAUUUCCUCUAAGUGGUGCUGGCUGAAGCAGGGGAGGGCAGACUGGAGAGUGGCUCUACACUCCUCACUGCAGUGGUGAGUAACAGGAACAGCCUAAAUACCUUAACAGGGCCCUCCUCUGUUGGCUGCUUCACCCUAGGGAGCUCCUGGAUUUUAGAUGGGAGACAAGGUCCAAAGUAAUUCCUGAACUAUUCUGCCUUGGACUGAUGAGGAAAGACCUGAUCUGAUCCUUAAAUUAGAAUCCUCUUAUGCGCUGUUGCUCCUUGGGCAGAAAUUAAGACAGUUUUGUUCUUGACUGCACCAGGGCCACUUUCUGCCUUGGUGUGUGUAGAAUGGAUCAGGCCACCUUCACACCUCCUGUGCUGUGAAUAGAACAGAUCCAAAAGUGGUAGAAGAGAGCCCUCUGAGCAUGCACGAGGUGAAGAACUUGCUGAUACUCUAGUUGCUCAUCCUCUUGUUGGUCUGAGUGCUGCUGGAAGCUGAGUGGCUCUGUACGGUCCAACCAGACUGCAUUCUCUUCCAAGUUGAAUAGUGACUUACUUACAGUUGGUGUCUGGACUCUUUAAAUCACUGUUAAAGUGGAAUAGAAGAUGUCUUCCACCUUAGACAGGGCUUUUCUCCCCAUCUUCUUGCUGGGGCUGCUCCUCUCAAAUACUACAGGGAAUGUACCUUAUCCUGACAUUUCAGCCUGUUCCCUUUCACCGGUGCCAAUGCAUAGAAAAGAGCCCUUCUCAGCUUGAGCAUCUUCCUGCCAUAAGGAGCAUCUCAAAUCUUCUUCCAGAAUUCUCACUGCCAUGCUGCCCCAAAGCCUCUGAAGCAAUUGCUGUGUCCCCUAGUUGUCACUUCCCUCUGUGGCAUGGCUGCAGCUCAGCUCCUGCUGCUGCAGUCGCUUUCCCCGUGUAACCUCGCGCAUGGCAGCCACGUUUGCCUGCUUCUGCGUGACUGUUUGAGCCCAUCAGGAUGGGGAGGCAGAUGGAACUCACAGCAGCAAUAAACCGUGUCUAGAACUUGAGAGGGAACUGCAGGAGAGAACAAGGUGGAGGGGAUGUCUUGGAAAGGCAGGGUGCCCUUGCAGCCCAGAGCCUCGCUUGGUAAUGAGUGUGCAGCCUAUAUGCAAAAUACGUCUUGUCUGUCCCUCCCGUGUUGACCCUGGUCUAAACAGCACAUGUGAUUGGCAUCCUGCAAAGUGACCUUCAGAACUCUCCAGUAGCUUUGCCCCGUGAGUAACUCACACUACAAAUCAUUUUAAAGAGAUGCACUCAACUAUUUUUUUAAUUUAAUUUUACUCUUAUAUUCUCUGCUCUUUGUAAUCUGCUUGGAAAUAAAAUGUUUUUUUCCCUGCA